Molecule: messenger RNA, 1560 nt
Organism: Guillardia theta CCMP2712
Lineage: Eukaryota; Cryptophyceae; Pyrenomonadales; Geminigeraceae
Exons: 2
Coding region: 209-1432 (407 amino acids)
Source: RefSeq, a predicted model, not a curated record
CACCAUGAUCGCUGGCCAGCAGCAUGGGGAUGAGCAGGAAACUUGCAGGAGGCGGCCCGUCAGUCCCUCUCCUCCUCCUCCUCCUCCUCCUCCUCCUCUGGGCUUCCUUGGCCAUCGUAUCUCCUUCCCUGUCUCCGUUCAAGCUCCGCAUGCCCCUCCUCCUCUCGGACCUCCCAGCAGACGUUCCUUUCCCCCUCAAAACCGAUCCAUGUUCAAGGAUCAGGGGAAGAGAAAGAACGCGGGGGGGAACUACCUUGGGGUCAACCACGAGCACCUGGAAGUGGCUGAGUUUCUGGCAACGACGCCAUGUUUUCAGAGAUGCAGAAUACCAGCGUCGAGGAUUCUAGAUGCUAUCACACAUGCGGAGAGCAGUGGGAUUCGGUUCCAGCAGGUGGAGUACAGUCGGGGCAACGUGCUGUGGCAUCAAAACAAGGCUGUGAACAAGUCUGGCAUCUACUUUGUACACAAGGGAUCCGUGAACUUUGUCCGCAAGAGCUCCAACGCGUAUGUAGACUCGCUGCAGCAGAGCCUGAUAGCCAAGGGAGCCUUCGAUCAAGUGCUGGACCUCAAAGAUGCCUUCCGGCAGCUGAAGUCCAGCGACAAAGAGUGGAAGGUAGGGCAGGCAGUGGAGGGCGACAUGCUAGGGGAAGAAGCUUUAACCGAGCAGGAGACCUAUCAAGACACGGCUCGUGUAGACAACUAUGCAAGGCUCAUCUUCAUUCCGAUGGAGUUGCUCACUACGAGGUUCACAGAUGUGAACGACUUAGUGCAGGGGGAGGCUCUGAUGCGGGUCAGGACGCGGCACAGGCAGUUCGAACGCAUCCAGUCGGUCUUUCAACGAGAAGCAGAAGCGCACGGCGGACGAAGCUACUCUCCAGUGCGAGACAGGAAGACUGUGGACAGCGGGGAGUAUGACCGCACGUCCAUGAUCACCAAGGACACGCAAGUGAAGAGAUACUUCAGGAAGAAUUCAGAUCUUAUCUACUCGGGCACUCUCUGCCUCAGGCCCGGAGAGGUUCCUUCGGUGAUGUCACGCAUCAAACCGAGCGCGCAGGGGAUAGACAUGCCGAGUUUGCCCAGGCAGCUUGUCCCAGAGGGAAAAGCAGCCGAGACUUCGCUGCCCGACUCGCGCAUAGUUUGCUUGUACAAGAGAUUCUUGAACCGAUGCUCUCUGCAAUCCCUCAAGUCAACGUACAAGGUUCUGGAGGACGAGAACACGUUCCAAGAUCGAUACUUCCACAACCUGAGGAAGAAAAGAGAAACUCCAGGUUUCACAAAGAAGGAGAUCAGAGUGCCUGUCACCCUAGUCCCUCCCCUUGCAAUCGAGAAAGUCAACCACCGCAAGAACCGCGACCCUCGCUCGUGGGCAACUGCAAGGUCGCAUCUCCGACCUCAAGGGUAUGUUGGCCGAGUACCGCUGACGGCAAGAUAGUCCGGAGACGGUCAAAAUUGUACAUAGCAUGACAAGGAGCAAGUUGUGAUCUGUUUUUUUUCUUCUGUUUUUCUUCAAUUUUUCUUGCUAGAUUCACACAAAACAAUUUACAACAACCCUGACAGUAU